GUGUUCUCAAAUACUGACAAACCUCUUGCGUAUUUCCGUACUUUGACAUACUGCGAUUUGGAAUCGUUUUCCAUGCAUCAUUUAAUUCUCUUUAAAGCCGACACUGACAUACCCCUUUGACGUAGAUAAUUACAUGUUUUUUUUUUUUUUCAAUAGAGGAGAGCUUUUUGUGAAUUUGUGCUGGCAAUUUCACGCUUGGGCGAUAACCUCCCACGUGCCGACCGUGAAGGCAACAAGACCAACGACUUUUACUCUUCCAAUUUUCCGAUUUUCGCGUUUUUCGAAUUUUCCGAAAUCGUCAAAACCUUGCCCAUCGUGCGUCUUCGAUCGAGCGGAGGAGCGUCAGUUUGGUUUCUGUUUGUAUACAAAAGUAUCCUAGUUUUUAGCGUUGCGGUGGAAGUGGAAGGUGACGUAAAACGCAACGCCUCAAUAUCUAUGUCGCGCCUCGGGUAAGAGAAAUCAGUUGUCCGUCACAUUACGAUGAGCAUACACCGCAGCGAGUCGUCGAUAGUACACGUUACGUUACGCUAGUGACUUAGUUGUUUCAUCUUUUUUGUGAUUCUCAAACAUGUGCGUUAACCAAGUCGCCAUGGUACCGGCUGUGGUUAAUUUCGUCGCUUCCAAGGGAAAGGAUACUUACUCGGGCUUCAUCUCAGAGUUCACCUGCUUCAAAUGUCGAGGAUUUUCGAAUGGCGAUAAGGAUAUCGAAGUAACGGAUAUUUGGAAAAGACACCCGAAAUCUGUUAGAGCCGCAUCGCCGCACAGCGCAUUCAAGAGAUGGCGAAAAUCGGCCGGUCUCAAGCUGACAGAGACGAAAAGUGCCAUAAAUGGAUCGAGGGUGGCCGUAGGGGACAAAGGGGGAGAGGAGGACAUGUCGCUGCUUAAGUUUUUGGCAAUCAACGCUCUGGACCUGAGCGCGCCAGCCAGCGACGUCCUCCUAAAGAGCCGAAGUAGCAAUUGGUUCCAAUUGAGCGGCCAUCCGGACAGUUUAGCACCUGCGGGUCCCGGAACCGUCUGGAAGAAGCGCUCGGGAGGGUCAGACGACACCGAGCGAGGGGUAUACGAGGAGUUGUCCGAGGAUCCUCUUCUCAGCGACAUCAUCCCCAAGUACUACCGAGAAGUGGACUACCAAGGGGAAAAGUUCAUCGAAUUACAAGAUCUCCUUCACGGUUUCCAAGAUCCCUUCGUUGUCGAUAUCAAAAUGGGUACGCGGACCUUCCUCGAGAGCGAGGUGAAGAAAACGGCGGCGCGAGUGGAUCUCUACCAGAAGAUGGUAGCGAUAGAUCCCAAAGCGCCGACCGAAGAGGAACAUCGUAACAAAGCCGUGACCAAGUUGAGGUACAUGCAGUUUAGGGAAUUGCAGUCAUCGACGUGCAGCCACGGCUUCAGAAUCGAGGCGAUGAAGUGCAGGGGAUCGCCGCCAAUGACCGAUUUGAAGAAAGUCAAAUCAAGCCAAGAAGUGUUCAAUACUUUGGACAUGUUCCUCGGCGGAAGGGAGGACGUUAGACAAAGACUGGUGAAAAGACUGUGCGACAUUAGGACUAAAAUAGAACAAUCGGAUUAUUUUAAGACGAGGGAGGUCGUCGGAAGCAGUUUGUUUAUUAUUUAUGACGAUAGUAAAGUGGGCGUUUGGUUGAUCGACUUCGCCAAGACGAAUCAAUUGCCGAACGGCACCACGGUGGACCACAGGAGGCCGUGGGUGCAGGGAAAUCACGAGGAAGGGCUGCUGUUUGGAUUGGAUAGGCUGAUUUCGGUGUUCGAAGAUCUGAAAAUGCCUUCUUCGGAGAAGAGGAAAGGUCCGUUCUCUAAAACUCUUCCUGCCGUCAGUGUCAAGUCUUGAAGCGACGAGUGGAGCUGAGAAAUUUUUUGUCGAGUUGAAAAUGAUGGAAGGCUGAAGCUUGCCUUGAUUUCAGUGAUGAUCGUCGGCAAAAUGUGGGGUUUUCGAUUGUUGUUGUGUUUAUGUGGCCCGAAAGGCUUUUGUAUUAAUGUUUAUGACAAUUUAAAGUAUUAGAAUGAAUAAGUGAUUUAUAAUUUUGUACUUGACUAUGAUUACUUAUUUCAUAAUUUUUCUAGUCAUCGUUCUUUAAUUUAAUUGCUAAUUAUUUAUGUUAUUAUUAAGUGCUAAAGUUACCAGCGAAUAUGGGAAUUGUACAUAACUGCGAUUAAAUUUGUAUACUAUUAAAUUAUAAUUUUUCAAUAUUCAUGUACUUAGUAAUAAACUUUAUUCAAACAGAAAA
Messenger RNA from Zophobas morio, 2237 nucleotides. RefSeq names its product inositol-trisphosphate 3-kinase homolog (gene IP3K1). Gene Ontology annotation, cellular component: nucleus; cytoplasm. The coding region runs from base 569 to 1840 and encodes 423 amino acids. Gene Ontology annotation, biological process: inositol phosphate biosynthetic process. Lineage: Eukaryota; Metazoa; Arthropoda; Insecta; Coleoptera; Tenebrionidae. The transcript is spliced from 4 exons. The record is from RefSeq and is a predicted model, not a curated record. Gene Ontology annotation, molecular function: protein binding; inositol-1,4,5-trisphosphate 3-kinase activity; inositol tetrakisphosphate kinase activity.